Molecule: messenger RNA, 1065 nt
Organism: Daktulosphaira vitifoliae (grape phylloxera)
Lineage: Eukaryota; Metazoa; Arthropoda; Insecta; Hemiptera; Phylloxeridae
Product: prostaglandin reductase 1-like
Exons: 6
Coding region: 131-955 (274 amino acids)
Biological process (GO): prostaglandin metabolic process
Cellular component (GO): cytoplasm
Molecular function (GO): 2-alkenal reductase [NAD(P)H] activity; 15-oxoprostaglandin 13-reductase [NAD(P)+] activity
Source: RefSeq, a predicted model, not a curated record
UUUUAACAAAGAUUUACUUUUAAACGUACGUACAUCGAUGAUACUGAGUCUAGUGACAUAAUACAAUUUGUAUUUGACUUACUUUUUUUUUAGACCGUACUCCAAUCAUGUCUCUGCAGGUACCACCGUAAUGGGUUCACAAAUUGCCAAGGUUAUUGAAUCGAAAAAUCAGAAAUACCAAAUGGGCCAACUAGUAUUUUGUCAAAUUGGCUGGAGAAGCCACAGCAUUAUUAAUCCAAAUAAUUUAACUGAAAGAGAUUCAAUGCCAACUUUUUAUAUGUUGCCAGAUUUUGGAAGUUUAUCUCCAUCAUUAGGGCUUGGAGUACUGGGAAUGCCAGGAAAUACUGCCCUUUUUGGUUUUUUGAAUAUAUGCGAUCCAAAACCGGGUGAAACGGUUGUGAUAAGCGGUGCUGCUGGAGCAGUCGGAUGUCAUGUUGGGCAAAUCGCUAAAAAUUUAGGCUGUUAUGUAAUAGGAUUUGCUGGAACUGAUGAAAAAGUUAAAUGGCUGAAAGAUGUACUUAAGUUUGAUGCAACGUACAAUUACAAAACGAAAGAUGUUACUGUUGCUCUUCAAGAAGCUGCACCACAUGGUGUAGAUUGUUAUUUUGACAAUGUUGGAGGAGAAUUAAGUAGUGCAGUUAUAUAUAGAAUGAAAAAUAGAGGACGUAUAUCAGUUUGUGGAUCAAUUUCAUCGUACAAUUCUAAUCCAAAAGAGUUGCCAAAAGUUCCCUUAUUACAACCAGCAAUAAUUUUCAAACAAUUAAAAAUAGAAGGAUUUAUUGUGAGCAGAUGGGGUGAAAAAUGGAUGGAUGGUAUUCAACAAAACCUUAAUCUUAUUAAGGAGGGUAAAUUAAUUCAUCCAGAGCAUAUCACUGCUGGAUUUGAGAACUUACCUGAAGCAUUUAUGGGAAUGUUGAGAGGUGAUAACAUUGGGAAAGCGUUAGUGAAAGUUUGAACUAAUUUUAAUUUUUAAACGAUAGCAUUAAAUUUUGCAAUCGCUUAUUUUGUAAAAUAAUUAUUUUAUACUACACAUACUAAAAUAAAAUUAUGUACUCUUCAACAGAA